Dioscorea cayenensis subsp. rotundata (Guinea yam) is the source of this 2418-nucleotide messenger RNA. Its product is annotated as BTB/POZ domain-containing protein At1g30440-like. The transcript has 4 exons. Lineage: Eukaryota; Viridiplantae; Streptophyta; Magnoliopsida; Dioscoreales; Dioscoreaceae. The record is from RefSeq and is a predicted model, not a curated record. Bases 401 to 2311 code for a protein of 636 amino acids. Gene Ontology annotation, molecular function: protein binding.
AUAGAAAUAGGUCUUUCAUGACAGAUGGAUUCUGCAUGUGUUGGUUUAAUGGUCCCCAAUUACUCAGUGCUCCCACUAUGCAAGUUUUUUAGUAACUUCUUCGUAGUGUAGGACAUAACAGAAGCUGGCAAUUUGGAUUGCCUCUCAAUUCUUCCCUUGCCUUUCUUUUGUGGGGGGCACUAACUGACCUGCAAUUUGUGCUGCUUCAGGGAUUCAUUCCUUUCUUUUCUUUCUUUUGUCUUGCCUUCUGGAUUUACACCUUAAUGUGAAACUUUGGAUUGAUCCCUUGUGAUUUUGAAGCAUAUAGUUAUUCAGAGGAUGCAGGAUUUAAAUUGAGUUUUGGUUUUGUGAGCUUGUGUCCUCAGUUAGUGCGUUUUUUUUUUCUCUGAGAAAACCAAGAAUGAAGCCAGUAUCAAAAUCCGAACCUAUUCGGAAACAAGGGCAAGCAUGGUUUUGCACAACCGGUCUUCCCAGUGAUGUUACUGUAGAAGUUGAAGAGAUUUCUUUUCAUCUCCAUAAGUUCCCUUUGCUAUCAAAGAGUAAUGUCUUGGAAAAAUUAAUGGAGGAUAAGGAAAGUUCGGUAAUUAAGCUGCCGGAUAUACCUGGUGGUGUGAAAGCGUUUGAACUCGUAGCGAAGUUUUGCUAUGGUGUGAAGCUAGAACUCAAUGCAUGGAAUGUUGUUUACCUUCGUUGCGCAGCUGAGUAUCUCCAAAUGACUGAAGAAAUCACUGAAAACAACUUGAUUGUGCAGACUGAGAUUUUCCUAAACCAAGUGGUUCUUCGGAAUUGGAAAGAUACAAUUGAGUCACUGCGAACGUGCAUUGAUCUUCAACCUUAUGCUGAAAACCUUAUGAUUGUAAAGAAAUGCAUAGAUUCACUGGCAGUGAAAGCAUGUACUGAUCCAAAUUGUUUUGGCUGGCCAUUGGUGGAUCAUGGCCUAAUGCAAAGCCCGGGAGGGACCGUACUCUGGAACGGAAUAAGCACUGGAGCUCGGCUAAGAGAAUGCCAUUCAGAUUGGUGGUAUGAAGAUGUCUCAUCGAUAAGUUUUCCACUGUACAAGAGACUCAUUCUGGCAAUGGAGUCUCGAGGAAUUAGAAAGGAGGUUCUCGCCGGCUCUAUUGCUAAUUAUGCAGACAGGUAUAUUCCCGGCCUUACCCGUCUUCACAACAAUUGCAAUAAACCCAGCAAUCAAAUACAAACUCUGAUUUCGACUCAGGCUGCGACUGAAGAAGAGCAGAAAAAUUUCAUCGAAGAAAUAAACAAGUUGCUACCAAUGCAAAAGGGUGUGACAUCCACAAAAUUUUUGCUCGGUCUUCUUCGCACUGCCAUGAUACUAGGAACUGAAAAAUCCUGCAUUUUUAAUUUGGAGAAGAGGAUUGGUAUGCAACUAGAUCAAGCCACACUAGAAGAUCUACUAAUUCCAAACUUUUCGUACUCCACCGAAACACUCUACCAUGUUGAUUGUGUGCAAAGAAUCCUGCAGCAUUUCUUGGCCAUGGAUCAUGCCAAUACAGGGGCCUCUCCUUGUUUAGUUGAUGACAGUGCAGAUGCUGAUGCUAAUGAUGAACAACAGUCCAUAGAAUCACCUUCAUUGACACCAAUAACAACGGUUGCAAGGCUCAUUGAUGGUUAUUUAGCAGAGGUUGCACCCGAUAUCAAUUUAAAGCUACCCAAGUUUCAAUCUUUAGCUGCUGCCAUGCCUGAUUAUGCUCGGCCAAUAGAUGAUGGCCUGUAUCGGGCCAUUGACAUAUACUUGAAGGCACACCCAUUACUGGCAGAAACUGAAAGGGAGCAGCUUUGCAGAUUAAUAGACUGCCAAAAACUGUCUCUGGAAGCGUGCACACACGCAGCGCAGAAUGAGAGGCUUCCUCUUCGAAUGGUUGUCCAAGUAAUCUUCUUCGAACAGCUGCAGCUAAGGUCAUCGAUUGCUGGUUGCUUAAUGGUGUCAGAGAACCUCGACACAUCAAGGCCACUUAGGAGUGGCAAUGCAGCAUCAGGUGAGGGUAAUGGUUGGAAUAGCAAUACUGCAAGGGAGAACCAGGUGUUGAAACUGGGCAUGGAUCACAUGAGGAUGAGAGUUUCAGAGCUUGAAAAGGAAUGCUCAAGCAUGAGGAAGGAGAUCGAGAAGCUUGGCAUUGGAAGGAGAAGAUGGAAUAUUGUUUCCAAGAAGUUUGGAUUCAAAAUUAAGUCUCAGAUGUGCAGAUCUCAAGAGGAUUCAGUGAGUGAUCAGAAAAGUGGAAUUUCUGCAGUUGAAGGAAAGUUGCAAGUUCAUGCUGUCAAUCAUAGGAAAUUCAUUUCAAUUAUGGAGUAGGCAGUUUGUGUUUAUGUUUUGUUUUGUGCUGGAGUGAUUUGGCCUUAGCGCUGAUAUUUCUUUUUUAAAAAUAUUAUUUUGGAAUUGCAAAAUGUUAAGUUAAUUUA